Molecule: messenger RNA, 414 nt
Organism: Miscanthus lutarioriparius
Lineage: Eukaryota; Viridiplantae; Streptophyta; Magnoliopsida; Poales; Poaceae
Source: the annotation of a GenBank genome assembly
AUGGACGGGGAUGAGGAGAACAUCGGGCCGUUCCGCCGGACGAGCGCCCGCACGCGCCGGAUGGCCACGCGCAUGGCAUCAGCUCUCGCCAGCUCUGACAACCGCUCCCAGGCUGCAUUAGCUCGCCUUGAAGCUCUUGAGAGUGAUAAUGCUGGGGUUGAGGUGGUAGAGCUUAAUGAUGAUGAGUAUGGAUCCACAGAUGAGGAAGACCUGGUUCUCAUGCAGAAGAAGCAGUCCAGGAUUAUGAAACGCAAGACAAGGCAAGGGAAAUCUUUGGAAAAGAGGACAGCAAGGUCAUUCAUGGAUGUCUUACAAGAAGAGUGGGUAGGUAAGGUAAGUGAUAGAAAACCAUUUUCUCCAGCAGUGCACUGCAGUUGCAAGACAACUAGAGUGCUAAUAAAUGGAAGUUCAUAG